ACCAGCCCCCAACUACAGCCUCCACCGCCGCCGCUGCCUCAAAAUUCAAUAAAAUGAGCUCUUAUUUCGUCAACUCACUGUUCUCCAAAUACAAAACCGGGGAGUCCCUGCGCCCCAAUUAUUAUGACUGCGGCUUCGCCCAGGACCUGGGCGCCAGACCCACCGUGGUGUACGGUCCCAGCAGCGGCGGCAGCUUCCAGCACCCGUCCCAGAUCCAGGAGUUCUACCACGGGCCGUCGUCGCUGUCCACGGCGCCCUACCAGCAGAACCCGUGCGCCGUGGCGUGCCACGGGGACCCCGGCAACUUCUACGGCUACGACCCGCUGCAGCGCCAGAGCCUGUUCGGGGCGCAGGAUCCAGACCUGGUGCAGUACGCGGACUGCAAGCUCGCGGCCGCCAGCGGCCUGGGCGAGGAGGCCGAGGGCUCGGAGCAGAGCCCGUCGCCCACGCAGCUGUUCCCCUGGAUGCGCCCGCAAGCAGCCGCCGGACGCAGGCGAGGCCGACAGACCUACAGCCGCUACCAGACCCUGGAGCUGGAGAAGGAAUUCCUAUUUAAUCCCUAUCUGACUCGCAAGCGGCGGAUCGAGGUGUCGCAUGCGCUGGGACUGACAGAGAGACAGGUCAAAAUCUGGUUCCAGAACCGGAGGAUGAAGUGGAAAAAAGAGAACAACAAAGACAAGUUCCCCAGCAGCAAAUGCGAGCAAGAGGAGCUGGAGAAACAGAAGCUGGAGCGGGCCCCGGAGGCGGCGGACGAGAGCGACGCGCAGAAGGGUGACAAGAAGUAGGCUCCAGCUGGGACAGCCAGGGCCGCGCCGCCCGCCGCCCGCCGCCCGUCGC
Messenger RNA from Heterocephalus glaber (naked mole-rat), 837 nucleotides. RefSeq names its product homeobox B8 (gene Hoxb8). Gene Ontology annotation, molecular function: RNA polymerase II transcription regulatory region sequence-specific DNA binding; DNA-binding transcription factor activity, RNA polymerase II-specific. The record is from RefSeq and is a predicted model, not a curated record. Gene Ontology annotation, cellular component: nucleus. Gene Ontology annotation, biological process: regulation of transcription by RNA polymerase II. Lineage: Eukaryota; Metazoa; Chordata; Mammalia; Rodentia; Bathyergidae.